AUGUCACUGAAUUGUUUGCACGAGAACCUGUUGCUUUACUGGAUUGAGGUUGUGUUUCUUUUCCUUAUCACUUGUUAUGUGUACCGUAAACUUAAGAUUGCCUACUUGUGCUAUCGUUUGGGUGCAAGCAAGCCUGUGUGGCUCAGAAAUCCUGGAAUUAUCAAUAGUCGUCGGGCUCUCUUAAUUUUCCGCUUGAAGAAAAAUGGUGAGUUGCUUGAGUAUUUAUGGAAGAUUUGGAACUCCAGCUAUGAGAACAUGAGGGUAUUAAUUGCUUACAAGGAACUUGUGGUGACAACCGAUCCAGAGAACAUAAAAGCACUUUUGGCUACUCAGUUCAAUGAUUUUGCCUUAGGAUUCCGUCACGCACAUUUUUCGCCAAUGUUGGGUGAUGGUAUUUUCACCUUGGAUAACGAUGGAUGGAAACAGUCCAGAGCACUUUUGCGUCCAAAUUUUUCCAGAGAAAAAAUUAGUCAUCUUCAUUCUUUGGAGACCCAUCUUCAAAGAUUGUUCAAGCACUUCAGAAAAUUUGAAGGUCACCCAUUCGACUUGCAGAACCUCUUCUUCAAGUUUACAGUAGACACCUCCACUGAAUUCUUGUUUGGACAUUCAGCAAACUCUUUGUCAGACGAAAGCAUUGGCGAGUAUCCAGAAGAGCAAUUCGAUGGACAGAGAGAUUUUUUUGAUGCUUUCAACAGAUCGCAGGAAAUUUGUUCUUCCAGAGCUUGGAUGCAACAAUAUUAUAUGUUCUCCAACCUCUUUUUCUUCUCUGAGUUCAGAAAGUGCAACAAGAUUGUCCACAAUUUUGCCAACUACUACGUUGACUCAGCUCUCAACAUGUCUAAUGAAGAGCUUGAGAAGCAGAGUGCUGAUGGAUACAUCUUCUUGUAUGAGUUGGCUAAGCAGACAAGAAACCGUAAGGUAUUGAAGGAUCAGGCACUUAACAUUAUGAUUGCCGGAAGAGAUACCACUGCUGGCUUAUUGUCAUUCACUUUCUAUGAGUUGGCUAAGCACCCAGAGAUUUGGGCAAGGUUGAAGGAGGAAGUGUACGAGAAGUUUGGGAAUGGCGAAAAUCCCCGAUUGGAGAAUAUCACUUUUGAGGCAUUGAAGAAGUGUAAUCUUUUAAAGAACAUCAUCUCGGAAGUUUUGAGAAUGUAUCCAAGUGUUCCCAUCAACUUCCGUCAAGCAAAUAAACACACCACACUACCAAGAGGAGGUGGUGAGGAUGGUAACAAACCACUUUUCGUUGAGCAGGGCCAGGUGGUGGCAUACAUUAUCAUUGCUACUCACAGAAACGAGAAGUACUAUGGUAAGGAUGCCGAUGUCUUCAGACCGGACCGUUGGAACGACCGUAACUUAAAACCCGGUUGGGCAUAUUUACCAUUCAAUGGCGGCCCCAGAGUCUGCUUGGGUCAGCAGUUUGCCAUCACGGAAGCAAGUUAUGUGAUUACUAGAAUAUGCCAGGAAUAUCCUAAUCUUUAUGACCACGACAGGGAGCCAGAAACCUAUCCUCCACGCAUGGUGUCUCAAUUGACUAAUUCGCUUGCUGCUGGUUGUUGGGUCUCCCUCUCUUAA
Molecule: messenger RNA, 1572 nt
Organism: Sungouiella intermedia
Lineage: Eukaryota; Fungi; Ascomycota; Pichiomycetes; Serinales; Metschnikowiaceae
Source: the annotation of a GenBank genome assembly